CGUGAGCGUUUUCCCACUUGGCUGCUAAUAGUUUAACAGUUUAAACCAUAGACUGUAAACUAAAGACAGUACUAUCAGUGGUUUAAACUUUAAACCAAUGCCUGUAGUGGUUGUAGGUUUAACCAGUACACAUGAACGCAGCCUAAAAACUACUUCCGUCUGGAUCCUUUCUGUUGUUGUCAUGGCGGCGGUUCAAACUGUUGACAAGCUUGGACUAAAAUUUAAAAUGUUUACCAUGUGCUAUAUUUUAAUUAACAUACAAUUAGCGAAGCUGUGUGCAUAGUUAAUUCGUAAUCUCAAUUUAAACUGAAAAAGGUAUUUAUAAGCGAGGUCGAAAUGGUGGAAUGGAUGCCUUUGGGAUUAACUUGAUGUCAGCAAACUUCAUUUCAAAAGCCUACUUAGCUUGUUAAUGCUAACUAUCAUUAGCACAGCAUAUGAUAUUUUGUGAGUUAAUUGUUAGUUUGACUGAAUUUGGUGGUUGUUUUCACCGUAAUGACCGCACAGUUGUUGCAGAAUGGUCCAACGAUUUCAGUAGGACAGCAAAGUCAAAGGAGGGACUGGGUUAUUUUAGGUUCAGCCCGAAACCGCGACGAUUUUACCACUGAGAUGUCCCAAACUAAGCUAUUGUUCAAUGAAGCCAUCCCUGCAAGUGCCGGCAACCGUGCCACCUAUGUACGCCUGCCAGCCCCCAUUGUGAUUGAGAAGCUGCUGCCCUGUCGGGAGCGUGAGAAUGCCAACAGCACCAGGAGCUCCAUCAGCUUCACUGCGCUCUCCGAGGAGAGGCUGCAGGCUGCCGUUAAGCUCGCCAAGCGAGAUCUGAGACGAAGGCACCUUGAGUCAUUGAUAAAAUCCCCUGCCAGACCUUCUCAAGAGGCCUCCCUCCUUGAAACAAGUGAUGUAGAGCUGCUUCAGGAGCUUGCAACCACUCCAAGUAAGGCAAAGUUAAGGGCCUCCAGUCCAAAAGAGAAAGCUGCCCGUCCUGGAGCAAAACAAACAUCCCAGAAGCGUCCCAUGUGUGCAAUGCCUCGGGCAGGCCAAUCACCCCCAACCAGAGACCCUGGCCCUAAACAGCUGGAAAGAGGCAAACAGGCUCCGUUAAGCCAGGAAAUCCACAAGCUGCAAAAUGAACUUGAAGUAUAUUCAGAAGUGGAGGAGCUAGCCAACAGAGGUAAAACGACAGGGGAGAAAAUGGAGGAGCUGCUGGAGCCUGAAGAGCAAAACAAGUUGGAGGUGCGCAGACAGAAGCAGGCAGCCCGCUCAGCACGUAUUAUCUAUGACCUCCAGAAACAGGUAAAAGAGAUACAAGAAGAUAUGGAGAAGCUACACCAGAAACUGUGGGACACCAAAAAAUCCACUGCAGUAAACCGGCUUGCAGCUGCCCACCGUGGAGCACUCAGGGCCUUACAGGUUGUUAUCAACCAGCUUUCAGAUUUAUCUCACAGCAAGUUACCUCCUCACUACAAAGAGCUGGGCCAGCUGAUUCGCCAGCUCUCUUUGUGCUCAGCUAAGGUCGAAGUGGAUCAAGGUUCAGCUGUGCCUGAGACAGCCCUCGACAUCCUGCAGAAACUAGAGACUUUGGAUUCAGCCCUAAGUAAACAAGAGAUGCUGGAAAAAAUACAGGCCCAAACAUGCCCUCCACACAGGAAGUCUUAUCGCAGUAUGUCACCUAUUGGUGUGCUCAAGGGUCCCAGCACCUCAACUGUACGGGGACCUCGCAAACCUGCAAAUCCUAAAAGAGGA
Molecule: messenger RNA, 1740 nt
Organism: Lates calcarifer (barramundi perch)
Lineage: Eukaryota; Metazoa; Chordata; Actinopteri; Centropomidae
Product: protein moonraker-like
Biological process (GO): centriole replication; protein localization to centrosome
Cellular component (GO): centriolar satellite
Source: RefSeq, a predicted model, not a curated record